This is a messenger RNA of Plutella xylostella (diamondback moth), 2483 nucleotides long. NCBI's taxonomy places the organism in Eukaryota, Metazoa, Arthropoda, Insecta, Lepidoptera, Plutellidae. The record is from RefSeq and is a predicted model, not a curated record.
UUUGCGGCAUCUAGUCUCAUAUUAUGUCUGUGAUGUAACUGUUUCAGCCGGCACCUCACAGAUGUUCUACCGGGUGCUCUGCAUCACGCUGCUGGCGCUGGGCUGCACGUUCACGCUGAUCCUGACCAAUGUGUUCGUGGACAUAGACCUGCUGCUGGCCAGCAAGGAUAACUGUGAGUUAUUUUAUAUCGAGUUAGUAAGCUUAAGUGGCACUAAAACAGAGCCAGCGCCAACCAAAAUCGAGAAUUUUGUUGAGAAUAAAGAAAUACAAGUAGUCGAGAACAAACAGGAGCCAGCCGAGUAUGAGGGAGACAGCAGCAGUGGAGCUGAUGAGGAAGAGAGAUGGAGAAACAAACGAUCUAUAGAAUCAGUCAGUAAAGAUAAAAAUAAUCCAAGACAAGCGAAAUUGUUGGAAACAAUAGAAAAUAAACGAAUCAAAAGACACAUAAAACUACGAUACUCUAAUAAUGAAAACAACGAUGGAGAACAAUACAAAGAAAAGAAACACAAUAAGAAAAAAAGGUUAGAUGACGAUGAAUUGUACGUAGAAAUCAAAACACAUUUCAGUGGCAAACGGUUUGAUAGCGCGAAGAAAAAAAAGCUUAUUGCAAUGUUGAUCGACAAAAUAGAACAAGCGCUACAUAGUGACCUGGAAAAUGAUGAUCUGAAUAUUCAGAACCAACAGUCCAAAACAUCCAAUCCCUGGAAUGUUAAAAAACGAGUUCAAAAUACACUAGAAGCAUUACAUGAAGUCCCACAUAAAUCAAGAUUGUUAGAUACCAUAAACCAAAUCGAUGAUCUAGAAAGUAUACCAAUGCAAAUACCCGACGUAAAUAUUAUGAAAGAAGGUGAAACGGAUGUACAAGAAAACACUAUUAACCAGUAUACAUACGUGCCAGAAAGAUACUUAGCACCUUUGACUACUACUGAUCGAGAUUUUUUUGUAACAAACGCACUUUUUGAGUUGCGAAAUAAAUUGAUGAAAAAUUUGGCAGAGGCAGCGGUAUCUGUAGGUCUUGGAAAUGAAGAUGGGCCGGAUAUUAAGCGACUAAAAACAAUAAACGCUGUAAAUAAUUUGAUCAGAACAUAUCAUGAAAGAUCAUUCAGGCAGCGCUUAGAGAGCAAUGAUUUUCUUAACCACGAAAUAAAUCAAUUUAGUAAUUACAAUGACAACCACAUUUCUAAAAGAGAUGUACAGAACAAUAAGAAUAUUGAUAUUUUCAGCUUGAUUAAAAGUAACAUCAUUAGAAGAAAAAUAAUCCCGAAAUGGGAUGUUAAAGUGUUGCUACCAAAACAACGUAGAGAUGGCAAAGAGCGCCUGUUUAGUCGGGACAUAUUGACUAAAUCCUACAAACCAGCCGAUUUAUUUACGCUUGCAAGUUUAUUAGAUCGAGCCAAACGAUCAGCCCCGAAAAGACUACAUAAAAAGACCAAAAAUACUAUAAGUAACAACCCACGAUCACAUAGAUAUUUUGUAAAGACUUACGAUGAGUUUGAGGACUUUUCUCAAGAAAUGAAAAGAAAUAAACGUAACAUUAUGCACUUAGGUAGUGAACAAGAUAAACCUGAUGAAGACGAUAUAUUUAUGGAUUUUGACCAAAACAGAGCUAAUGGAAAUACAAAUGACCUGAUAAAAAACUUUUAUAAUGUUGGCGAUAGUCAAGUUGAUUCACGUUUCUCAAUGCCAUUUUCUCAAGAUAUCAUUAUAAAAGCUAGACAGAAUGGGAUUAUGUCUCAAUAUCCACAUACAUUUUUUCAAGCCCAAUCUAGGCAUGAAGGUUAUGUUCCAGAAAAAUUUCCUACAAUUGAGGUACCAGAAUCGACGUUUGCAACAACAACAGAUAAUUCUCUAAAAUAUCUGCCAAGCGAAGUAAAGGAGCUUAUAAAAGCUGUGGAAAAUCCACCUGAUUUAAAUAUUAGAGUGAGCCUGAAAUCCAGUGACCCUAAUAUGACCCGACACACAGAAGUGCACAGCCUUGGUGAAAAAAGUGAGCAUAAUGGUUUAAGUAUCAGCAACAAUUUUAAUGUAUCUCAAAUAUCAUCCAUAAAUCAUAAUCUCAACGAGCCUCAUCCAAAUAAUUUUAGACCUAACACUAAAACACAAACGGGUGCCAACCCAAUUAAAAAUGAGACAGAAAUAAUAAGAUCACAAUUAUUAACAAAAUUUGAUAUAGAGCGUAUGAAAAUUUAUCAGCUCUUACUCCGAGCAAAGGGAAAACAAACGAAUGUCACCAAAAAUCAAAAUGAUUCGCCAUAUAAGGAAUAUAAAACACGAAACUACAACGGAAAGGAUAAAACAAAAUGACAGCAUCAACAUAAGCUUACCAUUGAAUUCAACGACGAAAAUACUACAAUAACCAAAUAAGUUUCGAAAAUUGUAUCAUCAGUGCUCAAUGUUUUGAAAGAAGUACCAGAUAUCGUGAAUUCACACGUGAAAACAAUCAAACUAAAUGAUAAAAUAUGAGUAUAAUACGCCAAGUCCG